CGUGUCAGUGCGUCACCACUGUCACUUCUCACUUGUAUUUGUGUGACACUGUGGACCAUGUCCGUGUUGUUUUCUUAGAACGUGUUGUUGCCGCUCUGUUAUUAUUUAAUAUCUAUUUUAUCAUUUAUGAUUACAAUAAAAUUACGUCUUCCGAUUGUUUUUGUUAAAUAUAAGUAUUAACUCUUGUAUUUAGUAAUUAGUAUUUACCAUCUACUCGUUCUAUAUUUUAACACACAAUACACGAAGGAAUACGAAUUAUUUGGAUUUUAGAUUAACCAGCACAUCGUGUUUAGUAUUCAUAAUGGGAGUUGACGCUGAAUUAGUAAAAACACAUGUUCGCCCUAGGUGUUUUAUGGAUGUAGCUGUUGAUAAUAUUAUUUUGGGACGUAUUGUGUUUGAACUGUUUGAUGACUUUUGCCCACUGACUUGUGAAAAUUUCCGAGCGUUGUGUACAGGUGAAAAAGGUUUGGGUAAAACUACUGGUAAACCUUUGCAUUUUCAAGGGGUAAUUUUUCAUCGCGUCGUAAAAUCAUUCAUGGUACAAUGUGGAGAUUUUUCAACCGGGAAUGGUACAGGUGGUGAAUCUAUAUUUGGAGGAACUUUUCCAGAUGAAAACUUUGAUUUGAAACAUGAUCAACCUUUUUUACUUUCAAUGGCUAAUCGAGGACCAGAUACAAAUGGUUCACAAUUUUUUAUAACAACACAACCAACUCCUCACUUAGAUGGUAUACACGUGGUAUUUGGAAGAGUGGUUUCUGGCCAGCCGGUUGUUAUGCAGAUUGAAGAACUUGGAGUAGACAAAAAUUCACGCCCACUUCAAGAUGCAAAGGUGGUGAAAUGUGGAGAACUUAUUUUGAAGUCUAAAAUUAAACAAUCUGAGAAAAGUGUAUCUGAUAGCGAAACAAGUUCAGGAUCAGACGAUGACAAAAAAAGAAAACGAAAGAAAAAAAAGAAGGAAAAAGAAUCGAGAAAAAAAACAGAAAAGAAAUUGGACCGUUCAAAAGAUGAAGAUGAUGAUGCUGAAGCAGAAGGUCAGCUACAUCCACUUGUAUCUGUUUCUAAUAUUGACCCUGAAGAAAUACCAGCUGGACCUCCUAAUAGAUUUUUGUCUCGAGGGGGUCCUUCAUCUAUGUUUCUUAUGAAACCUCAGCUAGAUAAUGAUGAUAGAUCAAAGAAAAGAAAUAAUAUACGUGGUGUUACAAAAUCUGGCCGGAUUGUUAAAGGUCGUGGAACUCUCAGAUUCCGAACUCCAUCUCGUAGUAGGUCUAGAAGCUAUACUCCACCCCAUUGGAGACAAGAACAAAAAAAAAUGAUAACUUUCAAUGAAUUUGAAAAAAUGGAAAUUGAACGUAAAGAAAAAGAAGAAGAAAUCAAAAGACGAGAAGAAGCCAGAAAAAAGAGACAUGAAGAAAAAGAAAAACAUGAGAAAGGUAAAAAUGGACAAACACCUCCAGGAUCCCCACCUAAGGUUUCUGAGGUACAAAAUGAUAAAGUUGAAAUUGACAUGAUGGCUAAUAUUGAAGAUGUAUUUCAAAUAAUACGUGAUCGUAAUAUGAAAAAUGGUUCAGAUAACCGUGAUCAUAAAAAAUCAGAUCAAUAUUUGAGUGAUACAAUGAAAAAAAGUAAAGGAGAAAAUAGAGAAAAGUUUCAAAAAAUGGAAAAGAAGUUUGAUAGACGUUCUAGGAGCCGCUCACCAAAACGUCGCUUUGAUAACAAUUAUCAUCGAGAUCGAGGGCAAAGAGAUAGAAAUAGAUAUCGUAAAGAUGAUAGGUAUAACAAUAGAUCUAAACAAGGAGGGCAAAAAAAUCGUUCUAGGGAUAAAGAACAUUUUAACAAGAAAAAGAAGAACCAUCGCAGAUCAAGCUCUAGUUCUUCGGAAGAUCGUAAAAAUAAAAAAAAAGUCAGGAAUGAAAAUAGUUUUAGUUUAUCACCUGAAGUCAAAGAUUAAAUUCUCACAAAUAUUUUCGGUUAUUUUGAAGAAUCUAAAGUAGCUGAACUUUAUUUCUAAUUUUAUUUUGUUUUUUAUUAUCAAUUAAAUACCAUUUAUUAUUUUUAAGAUAAUUUGCUACUGAAUGAUUAAAUUAGAACUACUGAAUGUUAUUGAAUUUUGAAUAAUAAAAAUACACAAUGCAGUAGAUACUCGUUAUUAUUACGAAGUGCAUGAUAUUAGAUUUACAACAAAAAAUCAUUCCGACUUCUUAAACAUAAAAAAAAAUUAUUAAAUAAGUCUAAAAUCCAUUAAAUAUGCACUCAAUAUUACCAUAGUAUAAUCACUAAAUACAUAAUGUGGUGUUGACUGUUCAUAAAUACACAUGACACUAAUUAAUUUUGAAAAUAACAGGAGUCCCUAAGUGGAUGGCAGCGCAUUGUUUGUUUUCUCUAUAUCGUCGACACACAAUAUAGACAAAACACAUCCUUUUUAAAAAUGUUUUUGAGUUAUCUUAGGGUAAAAUGGGUAAUAGGUACAUAACAAAAAAGAAGAAGAAUACUUUUGGAGGUCUGACACAUUGAUAGUAUAUCUAAAUAUUGAUAUAAACAUCAUUUAAACUAACAUUAACAUUUUUUUAAAUUUGAAUACAAAGUAUUAGAGCUUUGAUUUUGAUACAAUUUUCAUUUUUUCUAGAGGUAGCUGUAUGAUGCUCGCCUGGUUACAAAUCCAUAACAUGUUCUUUUGAAUGAGAAUAAGAAAAUUUAUUUUGCAUUUUUUGACAAUUUUGGUUUUUGAGUAAUAAAAUUUAUACUGACAUCUCACAGUAUUGUAUAUUACAAAUUUGUUGUUGUUGUUUAUUUACAUUUAGUUUUAGUUUGUAAUUGUUUUUUUCAGAUUAAAAGAAAUCCCGAAAUUUAGUCAACGGAAAAAUUAUCUUAAUUAAUUUUAUUUCAAUUUAAUUUAUUUAACUAAAUAUUAUUUAAAAUUUAUUAAAAAUAGAAACAAUUUACCUGGUUUUUUUUUUUGUGCAUUAUUAAAAAUGUUUAGGGUUUUAUAGGCCUAUAGGGCAUUACAUUCUCAGCCCUAUUAAUUAUAAUAAAAUCAAAAACCAAUAUGUCAUACCUCAAAAUUACCCGCCAUAAAUUUUGUAAUAUAUAAUUUUACUCAAAAAUCAUAAAACUGAUUUUAGGUGAAAACAUUUUUUAUAUUACAUUGUCCACGUGGGUCUGAGAGAAAAAUCAAAUAUUGUACUAACAUCCACUUAAGAUGCAGUUUUUAGAACGGAACUUUUUUAUGAUGUAUGUAAUUUUAAAUCAUUUUUGUAAAAGUUUUUAUUUUAUAUUCUAUUCAUAUCUUUGUGAUUUUCAUUGUAAAAACUUAUUUUGCACUUAUCAGUUCCUUGACUUAUAAUUAAAAUCAACAAAUAAAUUAAACAAUGUGUCACCAA
Molecule: messenger RNA, 3377 nt
Organism: Diuraphis noxia (Russian wheat aphid)
Lineage: Eukaryota; Metazoa; Arthropoda; Insecta; Hemiptera; Aphididae
Gene: Moca-cyp
Product: nuclear cyclophilin protein Moca-cyp
Biological process (GO): protein folding; protein peptidyl-prolyl isomerization
Cellular component (GO): cytoplasm; mitochondrion
Molecular function (GO): cyclosporin A binding; peptidyl-prolyl cis-trans isomerase activity
Source: RefSeq, a predicted model, not a curated record